CUGAUAAAUAAAUUCUUACCUUUGCUUUCAGUAACCACAACAAGUCAAGCAAGGAUGGCUUUGAAGAUGUUGAGGGAAAACAAGAACAGAUUUGAUUUGGUGAUAAGUGAUGUCCACAUGCCUGACAUGGAUGGAUUUAAGCUUCUCGAGUUUGUUGGUCUCGAAAUGGAUCUACCCGUCAUCAUGUUAUCCGCAAACGGAGAUCCAAAGCUCGUGAUGAAAGGUGUCACGCAUGGAGCUUGUGACUAUCUCGUGAAACCCGUUCGUAUAGAAGAGCUGAGGAACAUAUGGCAGCACGUGAUUCGCCGGAAAAAGAUUGACCCAAAAAAUCACAAUAAAUGCAAUGACCAAGUCAAAGUAGGUGUCGAAGGUCAAGGCUCCCCGUUGACCGGGAACACAGAUCACAAUGGAAAAUUCAAUCGGAAGAGAAAAGACGAGGAGGACGAGAGUGAGGAGAACGGGAAUGAAAGUGAGGACGCUGGUACACAAAAAAAGCCGAGGGUAGUUUGGUCAAUCGAGCUUCACAGGAAAUUCGUUGCUGCCGUGAAUCAGUUGGGCAUCGAGAAGGCUGUGCCUAAGAGGAUUCUUGACUUGAUGAAUGUUGAAGGGCUCACACGAGAAAAUGUGGCUAGCCAUCUUCAGAAGUACAGGCUGUACCUAAAAAGAAUAAGUUCGGUCCAGCAAGCAAACAUGAUAUCUGCCUUGGGUGUUAAUAAAGACAAUAAUACCCCCUUCAUGCAUGGAAACUAUAAUCUUGACGGGCUCGACAGUUUCCGCCUCUCCAAUGUCCCGUCUUUCACGUCAAAUGCAAUGCUCGGCCGAUUAAACACCCCCACCACUAACCUCAACCUCCGUACUCUUGCUAACGUGAGCCACUCUCAAAACUUGACAAAAAUGCCCCUCCUACUCCCCUCCACCAAUCAGAAUGCGAGCAAUUUGUUUCACGAGCUCCCCCACAAAGGCACGUCCUCGAAUUUCAACCCAAAUAUUGACAGCUCGCGGAUUUUCGCUAACGUGGGCACGUUUUCUGAUUUGGGACCCGCCAUUAAUGGUAAUAAUGGAGGAUUUGGAAAUCAGGCACUUCACACAAUGGGCUCGUUCGGCCCGGAAUCUUUUAAUCCGGGCCCGUCUAAUUUACACCAAAAUAAUAAUAAUGAUAAUAAUAAUCAUCUGCUGCCGAACGAGACGUUUGGUAAUCCUCAAAAUGAUGCUUUUUUCAGUAGUGAUCCGAUUGAGGUGUCAUCGGGAAUGGUUCCAAGUAAUAAUAGUAAUUUUGGAACUUUGAACGGGAUUGUGUCUCAUUUGGGACAGAAUAGUGGGAUUUUAAGCCAGAAGAUGGAUAUGCUUUUGAACAGGAGAUUGAGUGGAAAUGAGAAGCCACAAGUGGAAGAGUUGAGGAUGAGGUCUAAUGAGGAUUUUCUCAUGGAACAACCAUUUGUUCAGCAGAGUUAUGAUUCGUUGGAUGAGUUGAUGAAUGCUAUGAUCAAAAGGGAACAAGAUGAAAGCAUGCUGAAUUGCGAGUUUGGGCUUGACGAUUACUCUUUCGGACAA
Striga asiatica is the source of this 1551-nucleotide messenger RNA. NCBI's taxonomy places the organism in Eukaryota, Viridiplantae, Streptophyta, Magnoliopsida, Lamiales, Orobanchaceae. The record is from the annotation of a GenBank genome assembly.